AUGGUUAACAGAAACUCAAGUUAUAUCUCCCACUUGGCCAAGAAUGAAGGAAGAGAGAGUGAAAAAAACUUUAUAGCGACUAAGGUUGCUAGUUCAUCUGACAGGGACACCUCAGAAAAUCACAAAAUUCACCAUGACAACAAGUUACCAUUUUAUCUGAAACUUUCCAUGUUUGGAAUUUUAGUUUUGGUUUUGCAAUGCUUCAAUGAGAAUACCUUCGGAAACUCUUUUGAGUGUGAAAACAUAAUGCAAGAAGGAGCCCUGGACUUGGGGGUUAAUCGAAGCUUGGGAGAAUUGGUAAAGAAUGUAUCCACUCCAAAACGAACAAUAAAAAUAUCAAACAUUCCCGAAAAAAUUGAAGAAGAAAGUAGCAUCUCCGAAUAUGUUGAAGAAGUGGAUAAUGAUGACGAUGAAGAGGAUGAUAAAGAAAAAUACAGAAAAAUGGCAGAAGAAGCUUAUAAGCAAAAGAUGGAAGAAAGGUACAGGAUGGAAAUGGAAGAGGAUGGACCUACACAUGUGCCAGGACCAGGACAUAAUCACAAUCAUGGUCCACCAAACUUGUCUGAAGAGGAACUUAUCCAAUUAUUAAAAGUAUUACCACCACCACCACCAGAGUUUUUCAAAAGAAGAUUCGGAAUUGUACCAGGCUCAAAUGCAGAUAGAAGACUUCCAUUUAAUAACCCACAACAAAUGUUACAAUUUCUAAAAUUAGUAAAUGAGAAACACAACAUGGUAUGUGGUAAUGAUUCAUGUUGCAAUGAUGGUAAUUGUGAAGAAGAUGAAGAAGAAAAUCCAUCCGUUAUAGAUAAUAUAAUUCGUGAUAUAAGUAAUGUAGCUCCAGUUAUUUUACCUGCGAUUCCCCCCGUCUUGAUGAUGUUCAUUGGAACCCAAAGAACGUACUUAUUGUUAUAUACACUAUCUUUAAUAAAAGAUGCUUACAAUUUUAUACAAAGAGCAAGAAAUCAAUGA
Molecule: messenger RNA, 969 nt
Organism: Plasmodium knowlesi strain H
Lineage: Eukaryota; Apicomplexa; Aconoidasida; Haemosporida; Plasmodiidae
Product: Plasmodium exported protein, unknown function
Exons: 2
Coding region: 1-969 (322 amino acids)
Source: RefSeq, a predicted model, not a curated record